AAGGAGACGGGGACAGAGAGACCUGGGACUGACAUGUGAACCCAGCGGGCACAGAGAUGGAUAUCGCGGGGCUGAGGCUUUCACAUUCAAAAGUAAAAUUUAUUGGGACUGAACCAGGGGAAUUACACCAGGAGACAAUCACCUUGCAAAACAUUAGCAGCGGCCCCAAAAAGGUUGUCGUGCGGCCAAUUCAGCACAAGUUAUUCAGGAUCAUUGUGAACAAUAAGGAAAAUAAAAUUGCACCUGGAGUACAGAUUUCAGCCAGAAUAGAAUAUUCAGCAGACAAAAGAGAAGACACAAAGGGUGAAUGCAUUGUAUCCAUAGAUGAAGAUCUUAUUAAGAUUCCACUACUUGCGUUUGUAUCUGUUUGUGAUCUUAGCAUUGAUCCAGAAAUUGAUUUUGGCACUGUGGCAGCCAAUAGUAAAGUACUUGUGAAGGAGGUGAAUGUUCGAAAUCAUGGAACUCUUUCAGGCCAGUUUUUUAUUGUGGAUAAAAACAAGCUACCUUUUUUGGUUAUUUCACCCAAGAGUGCAGAUGUUUUGCCGAACACACAGCAACUGGUCAAAAUUGAACUGUGUACUGUCCAGCCGAUGGUCCUUGAUGAAAUGCUUCUGGUGCACUUGGAAGGUGCUGAAGAAACUACUCUGAGAGUUAAGGCAAAUAUAGUUGCCACCUUACUGGAAGUUCUCGAUUUUUCUGGCCAGAAGCUUGACUGUGUUCGGUUUGGUGGUACUUAUUAUGGAACAUCAAAGCUGCAUCAAGUUGUUUUGUAUAACAACAGUCCUGAAACUGUUGAUUGGGUGACAGUGAUGGAAAACAAUGCUGUUGGAUCUGAAGUGGGUACAGACAUAUCCUUGAGUUCAGAUGCAGUUUUGGCAAAUAGGAAGGUAGACGAGCCAUCACCAAUUGCAUAUGCAUCUGGUCUGAUUACAUGUCAACCAUACCAAGGGAUUUUACAUCCAUAUAACAAAACCAUUGUUACUUUGUGCUUCAGUCCAAAGGAUAGUGACCCUUUCAAAGUUCAUAAAGAAGAGAGCGAAAUCCCAGAUUACAGAGAUUAUGCCCUUUAUGUGAGAUUUGAAGCCCUGGGCAGCUGUGAUACGUUUAUGAAGAAAUCAUGUGGAAGCAUUGAGAGAAAAGAUCAGCCGCAAGUUGAGUUAGCACUCACUGGAAGUGGAUUCCGUGUCUGUUUAAACAUCAGCCCAGUGACAGAAUAUGAUUUCAAUGAAUGUCUUCUUGGUGAAAAGGUUUAUGCUAUAAGUACUCUUCAAAAUAAUUCACUGUUGCUUCCACUAUUCUUUCAGUUCCCUAAGAUAGCACAUUUUCGGAUCACUCCUGCAAAAGGAAAGAUUAAGCCAGGACAGUCAAAGGAUGUUAUUAUCUGCUUUGCUGCUGAGCAACUUGGCACCUUUCGAGUAAUUCAACUGAUAAAGUUUUUUGGACUGGUGACAGUCCCAGACAAUCCAAUAAAGUUGAAAAUGCAGCCAUUUCACCAAAUGAAAAUUACUUUAUUAGGUGUUUGCAAAGCUUCCAUGAAGAAUCUGGAACCAAAACCAAUUCCUCAAAUAGCUCCUGCCGUAGCUAAUGAACCUGGAACACUGGCUCAGGAGACAACCGAAAGAAAAGUCAAGUACAUUGAUUCAUGUCCUGUUGCACUUCCUACUGGCCAUGAAAGCAUGCACUUUCAUCAAAACAGAAGCAAAAAUGUAGAAAACAAGGUGCCUGUUUCAAAACCUGAUGACAGGUGUGCAAAUACCAGGUCCAGGAACAGAAUUGAAAAACACAUUGAAAAAACACAACAACAGAUUCCUGUGGAUCCUGAGUACACUUAUAAUGAUGAUGAGGUAGCAACAAUGAAAGCCCAUAAAAAACAUUAUGAAGAUUUUAUUCAGCAUCUAAGAUUGCGUCGCUUGCAAAGGCAGGAUCGCAGAGAAUUUGAACAAUUUAACAAUGCAAAAGAUAUUGGUUUGAGACCUGCAGAAGGACUAGACUCUCCAUAUCCCAAAGUCAUACCCUUUAUGCCAUCGAGACAGCCGCUAAAAAUAUGUUCUGCAGUGCCACCAGCUAGAAAGCCCAAGCUUAAAGUCAAACACAGCAAUCUUGGAGAAAAACCAGUAUUGGCCUGUCAUGAUGAAGGUUCCAUGGGUACAAUGGACCAUUUUGCAAAGGCUAGAGAUGGCCUUAAUGCUGUGCCAUCUUCACUUCAAGAGGAAAUGGAUUGCAGUUUGAUUCUGACACCCCAGCAAAUUCAUCAAAUAUCCAUUGGCCCAACUACAAUUGACUUUGGAACCGUUUGUGUAUAUUCAACAUCAAAGCAGAUUUUAAAUAUUGUGAACAACUUACCCACUCACAUUCUAAUUGAAGUGACAACUGACUAUCCAGAACUCCGAGAGUCCAGCCCAUUAGCUCAGGUGGUACCACCCUUGUCUGCAGCUUGCCUACCAAUAAUAUUUGAAUCUACAUCAGAGGGAGUGUUUCAAAAGUCAAUAGACUACAAGAUAAACAACCAUCAUAUCGGUCGUGUAUUAAUACUGGCAAACGUGGUUUGUGUUGCUCUUGAGCUGUCAAGCAACGAACUGGUGCUGACCCCAAACUAUGGGUUCCUAGCAGAAACGGGCUUCAGAACAACCGUGCGGCUUUACAACAGGCGAAACUACCCUGCACAAUUUAGCUGGAGUCCAAUUCUCUCAGAAGAUGGAAUCGCAUUUUUUAUCCGCCCUGAUGGAGGCAUUGUGGAUGCUUUCAAUGAUCUGGAAUGUGAAGUGGUCUGGCAUGCUUCAUUCUUCUCCCCUAAGGAAGGAGAGUUUGACCUCAUUGUACGUCAUGGGAAAAAACUGAGAUUGAAAUGUGUUGUUAAGUUUGGCCAUGUGAAUAUUCGCUUUGCUGAGAACCGUCUGCUUUUUAAGUCUGCUCCUUGGAAUUUAACUACCAUGAAAACAGCUAUUCUUAAAAAUUAUGGACAAUAUCAUGUUUACUUUAAGGUAAGAAAUGUGCAUCCUGUUCCUGGAAUGACUGUAACCCCUACUUAUGGAAUAGUGCCUGUUGGGGGUUAUGUGCUUUUCAAAAUUUUCUUCCACCCAACAACAGUGUUUAAAUUUGAUACCAGAUUAAAGCUAGACAUUCGUAAUUCAAAACUAUUGAAACUGCGGGUUGGUGGAUCAGUGAUAAGACCAAUGGCAGAAAUUGAUGUGAAAUCUUUUGUGUUCCAUGGUGUUUACUGUGGUUCUUCUUACAUGAUCCCAUUCACUUUAAUGAAUUCAACUGAAUCACCAAUCAAGCUUGAAUUUGACUUUACGAAGUACAGAGAUUUCUCACUGAAUUUUGAAGCCUCUGCAGAUGCAACACAAGAUCUGAUGGAUCAUCAGCUGUAUAUUAUUUCUCUAAGAGGGAAAGAGAGUAUUAAGUGUGAAUUAGUAUUCAGUCCUAAAGAUGUGGCAUCCUAUGAUUUUAAUCUACCCAUCAUUAUCAAUGGGAGUACAACACCAUCUCCUCCUCCAAGUUCUAUACCACCUGAUCCGUAUGAUGAAAUAUCUGUAGGUUCUUCUGAAGUACAAUUACUGAGUCCUGCUACUCCAUCUCGCAGAGUGCAAGCUACCGUACUUUGUCCACCACUUGAGCUCUCAGAUACCAAGUUGGAAUUCUCACUUCUGCCAGGAUACAACGAUAUAGGUGCUAUCAUAGCUGAUCCAUUUGUAAAAAAAAUUGAGAUACACAACACUUCCUCCAAAGAAAUAAAAUGGUUGUUUGAUUUGGACAGUCAACAAAAUUCUGCCCUUGAAGAUGGCACUUUUAGAAUCUUUCAUUACUAUGGAAGUCUUAAACCAGGAGAAAGGCAUUGCAUUACAAUUGGCUUUUGCCCACGGUGUCCAGGCAAAUAUGGAUGUGAUAUACCCAUGUUUAUUAACGAGGACAGAACGAGCCCAUAUCGAAUAAUCACUUUGAUUGGUGUUAUACACACCCCAAAAUUGUUCAUCGAUCCCCCCUUUGUGAUCCUGAACCCAGUUCCUCUGGGCACGGAGAUAUCAACAACAGUCCAAAUUACUUGUUUGGACUAUAGAAGUGACUGUAUACUCCAAGCUGAAGUUCCAGAAAUAGAAACCGAAGACGGGAAUUGGAUUAAUCCUUUUACUUGUCAGUUUCCUGAAGGUUCAACUUUGCCAUUUCAGAGUGAAACCAUUAAAAGCGUAACAUGCUGCAUUACCUUCUGUUCAUUCAGUCCAAUUUCAGUAUCAGUGGAUGUUACAUUAAUUGAUCAGGACAGAAAAAGGUUUGCAUUACCAGUCUCGGCAUCUGCAGAUAAUUGCCUAUUAUCUGUAUAUAGGUAUAUUGCCCUCCACAGUGCAGACCAACAUGUUGUCCUCAAAACUGGAACUAAUGCAAGCAAACAUGAUAGUAUUGGAAAGGUUCUUCUACAAAGCUAUUACACUCCUGCCGCUUCCUCAUGCAGUUCAUCUACCAUCACAAGAUUCUCUCCCUCCACUUCUUCUUUUGUGGAAUCUUUUACAGAUAGUUCUGGAAAUUCAGAUUCCAAAGAAAAGAAAGACAUGGAGGGUGAAGCUGAGCUAUUAGGCAGAAACAACAAUUUGGGAGAUCUCUUGUUUUCUGCUGAGAAUGCUACUGAAGAUAUGUUCUAUCAAAGGGUUCUAAAUGCUGUACGGACUUGGUUCACCCUAUUUGGUUGGCCAGAGGGUAUGAAUCCUGUUUCUAUACCAGAGUCGCUGCGAAGCACAAAACAUAUCGGGAGAGAUACAAAGACAAUUUAUGAAAUGCUCAACCAUCUGAGUGGCCAAUGGCUACCAGGAUUCACUGGAAAGAAACCAUUGCUUGGUGAACCUAUGGAACGUUUGCUACAAUUGCACUGGCAAUAUUCAACACUUCUUACAUUCUUAAAAGCUCAAGGAGCUUGCCUUGCUCAUGUGAAACCAGAAUUCUUACUUGAACCUGAGCAGUUCAAACAAUGGAACCAGCUACAGGGUUGUUCACAGAUCACUGAAAGCAUUGGAAUUUUUAAACUGGGUGAUGAUGUGUUUGAGUCUGUUAGCAAACGUUCAUGGACCGACUUGCUGCUACAGAUCUAUAAGGUUAUGGUUCUCUCUCGACUGACACUGAAGGACAUCAACGACAUUUUAAGCGAUCAGAAACACUUGGAAAAUAUCCCAAGGAUAAAUGUCGAGCCCCUUUCCAGCAAUAUAUAUUCCACUGGUGAACUUGUCCUGCUGACAUGGCUCAACCAUCAUUAUGAAACAAAGAGAAGUGUUGUGUGGGAAUGUUGCCAGAAAGGUGCUAUACCACCAACACGCUGGAUAAUUAACUUUGAUUUAGAUUUGUUGGAUGGUUUAGUGCUUGCAGCUGUUGUAGCUGCUUAUUGCCCCCAUCUGAUUCCAACUCAUUUUGAAAAUAUGUACACUUCUCCAGCUGCUCCUGAGCAAUGCCUACAUAACAGUCUAGUACUCCUAAAAGCAUUUGAUGCCAUUGGCUUAGAUUUUGAUAUACAGGGCACUGACAUCUCAGAUCCAAAUCCUAUCGCAAUGCUUAUGCUGUGUGUUUACCUGUUUGAAAGACUACCUAACUAUCGCCCUAAGAUGACUGUUGAGUUCACCGGUGAACUUCAUGCUACAAUUGUUAAACAUGUUCGAUUACAAAAUCCCUUCAUGAAGGAUUUAGUGUAUUUUGCAACAAUUAUUGGGAAAGAGGCAAAUGAUUUUACUUUGCCCAAUGGAAAUGAAGUGGUCAUCCCAGAAAGGAGUCAUGUUGAUUUAAGUGUAGAAUUCAAAAGCCGGUUCUUGAAGCCGGUAGAAGCUUUGCUAAUUUUUGCAUCAAGGUUGGGGAAAGGAGUAGCAGCCGCUACAACUACAUUUUUACUGAUCUCACAAAUCAAUGGCGUUAAUCCUACUGAUACUUUUAAAUGUGAAUCUCCAUGCUAUAAGCAGAAAAUAAUGCAGUUAAACAUUUCCAACCCCUUAAAUUUAAGGGGACUUUUCAGGAUAGUACUGCUGCAAACCCAGAUCAGUCUUUUUAAGACUGAGGAUAUUGCAUGCAUUACAGCCUUACUUGAUAAAGUGAAGAUGCAAAAUCAAAAGUCUAAAGUAACAUUUAGUGACUUACAACCUGAACCAGGUGGAUUUGGAAAUAAUGAUUUCGGAAAUGAAGUGAUUAACCAAAACACGGGCCAGAAAAUCUCUCUCCAAGCGAAUUGGGUGUCAGAGUUCUUCUGUGGAAUCGAAUCAUUGCAUUUCGAGCCGAAGCGUUAUUCAGUCUUGGAAGUUCUUUAUCUUCCCUUUCACACAGGAAAAUCCUAUUGUACCAUUUUGUUAAUGAAUGAACAGAUUGGAGAAUUUGUGUACUGUUUGGAAGGAACUGGCUGCAUACCAUUGCCUUCUACUGGAUUAGAAGUGUCCGGUCCUGAUGCAAUACCGAACUACUGUGCUGCUUCGGAUAACAAGAAUGCAACGCAAGUAAUUCUACACUACAAAUGUAAUGCCAACCGUACCUUCGAUCAAGAAGUGAAAAUUCCAUUGAUUAAUGAAGCCAAAGAGAAAGCUUUGGCAAUUGCAGGACAGCAACAGAUGUCACAAACAGAAUACAAACGCAGAAAAAUUGCAGGAACUUUGGAAAGCAGCAGUGUCCGAGCUUCAGUUGCAGCUUCCAGUCCCUGCUGCACCCAGAAAAAGCUGCUUCACACCUUAGCAACAGAGUGCACGGGGCCAAAAGUUAUUGACUACUCUGUAGAAUUAUCCAUGCCAAGCAAUUUUGAAAGUCCAGACAAAAUAUCGAUUCCUGUAUCCAGAGCACGCAGAAUGACUGCGGAGUUACCACUGACAUGUGGGAGUCUGAACUUGAAUAAAGCAGAUGAGGAAGAUUCAGUUAUCCUGCCAAUGAAAUUUCUUGCAAAAGGGCCAGGUCGAUACACUUGUCAGAUUCUGCUAAGGUCCCCAUGUGACAUUCGUUUGUACAACAUUACAUGUAUAGUGAAUCCUGAGGACAACUUGGAGACUGAAUUGGAAGUCAUCGCUUCCACCCACCAAUCUGUCAUCAAAAAUAUUCCACUGCAUAAUGACUCACAGGAAGACUGGAAAAUUAAAGCUGUUCUGGAAGGGAAAGACUUCUUUGGCCCAUCAAUGCUGUACAUUCGGGCUUGUGAAACAUCGAUGUAUCCAUUAAUGUUCAAACCAAGUUUUGAGGGUGUGACUAUGGGUAAACUUGUCUUGGUGAAUGAAACAGAUGGCACUGAGCGUACCAUCAAUCUCAAAGGGAUUGGCAAAAAGCCUGUGGCCGUGGAUCAUGUCAUGAUAGACUGCCAAGUAAGACAGAUUACAAGGCAGGUCUUAAUGGUUCCUAAUUAUACUCAAACCAGGUUAACAUGUAAGGUUGUAUCAGACUUAGUAAUAGUCAGUGGAGAACCAUGCAUUACCUUAAAAGCUGGGCAGACUGCUCCAUAUUUACUUAACAUUUUACCUUGGAAACGAGGAAAGUUUACAGGCUUGCCAAGAUGUGAUAGUCCUACAUUGCUCAAUGAGGAGGUGUUGGGUUACACGGGGCAUUUGGGAAAGAGUAGCACCACCUUAGACAUAGUUCUAAGAUGUGAUGAUGCCACUGAUGUGAUCAUUCCAAUAAGGAAUCCUCUUCAAGAACCCCUGACACUUGAUGUAAUGCUGAAUGGAGCUGGGAUUACUGGAGACACUAGCCUGGUAAUUGGGCCAAAAGAAGUUAUUUCAUAUAAAGCUAGGUACACUCCUAGUGUUGUUGGUGAAAGUCUUGGAAGUGUUACCUUCUACUCAGAUCUCAUUGGAGAGUUUUGGUAUGAACUAAACCUCAUUGCAAAGAAGCCAAUGCCAGUUUCCCUUCCAGAAUUGCGGUGUGAGCUGGGAAAACGGAUUUGGCAGGUGAUCCCUCUGGCUAAUUCUACGAUUGAGACUCUGAAAUUGGAAGUAAUUAACAGUAACCCAGGAGCUUUCUCAGUAGAGAUUGAUCCUAGAAAAAGAUUAGUUGUGAAUUCUCAGUCUACGCUUGAAGUACCUUUUCAAUUCGCUCCGUCAACCCUGGGAAAAAUCAAUCAUUGUGCAACUAUUAUCUUUAAGUGUCCUCAGUUCGAAGAGUGGACAUUUCAUCUGUCAGGAGUAGGCUUGCUUCCCCAGCAGAUGGACCCUGUCAGUGUCAGUGCAUGUGUCAACUCUCAUGCGUCAGUUAUUGUGCCCUUUGAGAACCCAACAAAUGAGUUCCUUCUGGUGGAUGUUGUGAUGACAGAUAAUGAACAGGUCACGCACCAUCAAUGUCCUUCAGACCUGCUACAAUGCUCUAACAAAGAGACUGUUUUCUAUAUUCCACUGAAGCAAAAUCAAGGUCUGUUACUUCCCCCAAAAGGAAAGCUGGAUAUCCCUGUGAUCUUUGCACCUGAUGACAUGGUUUUAUAUGAGGGUCUGUUGGUGGUACAUAUUAAGAAGCAAGAUGGAAGUAGUUGGAUUUAUGAAAUGGAUGUAGUGACCAAUAAAGAACUAAGAAGUUUUUGUAGAUCACAAUGGGGAGGCAUUUCUGGAAUUCGAUGGCUGUAUCCAAUUUAUGGUAUCCCUGAAACAUUGUCCACAAAACUGUUGCCUGCUGUGAUUCAGUGUCAAGCUAGAAACAGAAAAGAAGAAACAAUGGAAGUUCAUCUGACAGGUGUCGUUCCUGGCUCUUCAUAUGAAGAUCCAACACAGAUCCAAACCAAACUCCCUUUUAUUUACAAUCAAGAGGCUGGUCAGGGCGCCAGUGCAGGACAAACCCCAGCAGGAGACUUUUUUUAUGAAAUUCAAUUUGACACAGAGAAUGCCAGAAUUCAAAUGGAGUCCACAAUUGCAGUAAACUUUGUGAAGAAAAAUUGGGACACAGAAACAGGCAUUGUCACACUAACUUUCAAUAUUAUUUUUGCACCAUAUAAACCAGUCAGCCAGUCAGCAAUGCUGAAAGUGCAGUCUGCCACUGGUGGAAUCUGGAGAUUCCCAUUAUUGCUGAUUGCCACUGAGCCGCAGGUAGACGAUGUGAUCAAUAUUGAAGCAUUAGGACUAAAUAAGGAAUCUGUCGUUUGCUUUAGGCUUACAAGCCAGACAAGGUAUCAUCAUAAUUUCCAGUUACUUUCAAUACUGUAA
Rhincodon typus (whale shark) is the source of this 9122-nucleotide messenger RNA. Its product is annotated as cilia and flagella-associated protein 47-like. The record is from RefSeq and is a predicted model, not a curated record. The transcript has 62 exons. The coding region runs from base 57 to 9122 and encodes 3021 amino acids. Gene Ontology annotation, molecular function: protein binding. Lineage: Eukaryota; Metazoa; Chordata; Chondrichthyes; Orectolobiformes; Rhincodontidae.